Rhizoctonia solani is the source of this 672-nucleotide messenger RNA. RefSeq lists its product as uncharacterized. The record is from RefSeq and is a predicted model, not a curated record. NCBI's taxonomy places the organism in Eukaryota, Fungi, Basidiomycota, Agaricomycetes, Cantharellales, Ceratobasidiaceae. The coding region runs from base 1 to 672 and encodes 223 amino acids. The transcript is spliced from 4 exons.
AUGAGGCACUCACUCCCGCUCCGGACCCCACGUCUCUUUUUGCUUGGCCUUACCUGGGCCUUGGGUAUUAUCGGUGCUGCUGCGGGGCUGAACGCAAUUGUCAAGCGAAAUGACCAGGUAUCCUCUAUUAAACAAGCUGUAGCUGCGCUCCGCAUCACGGUGUUUGUUGACACCAAUAACAUUUUGCGUUCGGGCAUAGUCCUCGCUGUCGGUUGCCUCUUGCUCGCUCUCGUUGCCUCAGUUUUCAUCGGGCUCCUUGUCCUUGAUUCGCUCAAACCUUCGAGUGCAAAUCCGAUUUCGACUCGCACACUUGGUGUUCAAACCGGACUCCUAGGGUUCCUUACUGUCUGGAUCUUUGCGUGCCUUGUAGCCGUCACUAAAUUUGCAGCUACUGGAAGUGCUUCAGUAGCUGCAUACACCGGUAGUAUUAGAGUUCCUGAUGCUCUGGUUCACGCAACCGAAUCACAACUUGGAUUUUCCCGCGUGUAUUGGGAUCAACUUUAUGUGAGGAUAUUGACUGUUGCCCCAUGGGUGACCUUCUUAUUCGCCCUCAUCACCACUAUUGUCUCCUUCUCGGCUUCCAGAAGGCGAUCAGCUACUUCUGAGCAGUCAGGAUGGAACGACCGGGAAAAGGGCGAGGCCGAGAUGCGAGAGAACGCUCGUGCUGAGUGA